AAGUAAAAAUGCGGAGAGAAAGGAGCAAGUGACACACUUGGCGGACCAGCCUAGAUUCAGAGUGCGGCUAGCAGUCGUGCGGUGCUGAUGUCUGUUGUUGAGGAUACCGUCUCUUGUCUGGUACGGACGAGUGAACGUGCUCCGGUGGAUGAAAGACGCCGACAUGCCGGCCCUAGAGAGGACGUGUAACGGAGCCUUGGCCUUGCACUACGCGGCGGCGAGGGGAUGUCUGGAUUGUGUACGUCUGCUGGUAGACGCCUCAUCCGACCUCAGCGCGAACACACAGAUGGACAAUGACGUCACACCGGUGUACCUGGCCGCUCAGGAGGGACACCUGGAGGUCCUCAAGUUCCUGGUGUUGGAGGCCGGAGGCUCCCUGUACGUGCGUGCCAAGGACGGGAUGGCUCCUGUGCACGCAGCGUCGCAGAUGGGCUGCCUCAACUGUCUCAAGUGGAUGGUUCAGGAUCAAGGUGUGGACCCCAACCUGCGAGAUGGGGAUGGUGCCACUCCACUGCACUUUGCCGCCAGUCGGGGACAUGUGGAGGUGGUACGCUGGUUGUUACGUCACGGCGCCAAGUUGGUCCUGGACAAGUACGGCAAGAGUCCUAUCAAUGACGCAGCUGAAAACCAUCAGAUGGAGUGCCUGAAUCUACUUGUGCAGCGAGGCACCACACCCGACUAUCAUGAUGACCUGCGUCAGGGCAAGCUACAUGGCUGUACCUGCCGGGCUGGGGACAACACUGUGUGUUCAUAUGCCGAUUGCGUGAAUUAUGGGAGGGACAAGGAACCGUUCUACCUGCACCCUCCAACACAAGGAUCUGUCAAGGACUCUCCUCCAGUAAAGGAUGGGCUCUACAUUAAUCCCAUGACAGUGACUCAGACACAGUCACAGACACACAGCUUCUACCUUCACAAUCCCCACGAGGUUCCCUACCACCGUGUCAAGGACCUAUUCAGCCCUGAGAAGUCAGGAUUUGCUACCUACAGCAAGCCACCACCUCCUCCUCCACCGCCUCCACUCACAGUGAAGGUAGAAGUACACAGCAGCUCCAGUGGGGCAGGUUCUGAUGAGAACAUGAGCUCGUCGGACCUGAGCGAGCGAGGCAGUGGCAGCGGGGCGGGGGGUGAGCAUGACUAUGAAGACAUCUAUAUGGUGCGGGCAGAAGCAGGGGCAGGCAAGCCACGGAGUCGCAGCCGAGACUCUGGCAGCCACAGUCGUUCAGCCAGCCUAAGUUCCACCCACAGCAACAUCAUAGUGGAGGUUGAAACACAACCAGAAUUGCCUGUACCUAACUCAACCAACGGUUCCCCAAAACUACAACCUGCAGAAAUCAACAGUGACGCACAGUCUCAGAAUAGCAAGACAAAAUUAAACCACAGUCAUUCCAUGCCUUACCAUGCAGCAAAUAGCCGAGCACUGAAGAGAGUAGUGUCGGAACCAGGAGGAGCUCUGCCCCCUCCACCUCCUCCUCCACCACCAGAGGAUCUGUCCCUGACUUCCUCCCCAGACCUGAGCAUUACACCGACGAGGACUGAAACUUUGAACAAGACUCACAGGUCAGAGAGUCAGUCAUCUCAGUCUUCAGCCGACAACUCCAGUAUGGAGGAGCAGACAACACUCAGAGCGUCGUCAGUUUCCCCUCCUAAACCAGACGAACCCCCGAUACUUGACUCACAUGACGGAACAAACAAAGAGAGCGGCAGUGGUGGUGAGGCACCUCACGCCGGUGCCGGUCCUAACCUCGUCAACAAGCAGAUGGUCCUGCCGUUCAUCCCGCCCAAGUUCCCCAGCAGCGGUGAGGACUCAGACUCCCUCAUCAAGCCGUCAGAGUACCUACGCGCCCUCGGCAGCAAAGCGCCGACCCUCGCACCCUUAGCCCUGGCGCCCAACGCACCCCGCCCGGAGCCGCUGCCUGCCGUACAUUCGUUCCAGGGAGAAGACAAGACGGGCAGCACAGUGAGUGUGGGGCCUCCGCCGCCCCCCAUGCCGGAGCCUGUGACUCCCCCACCCCCCACCCGCAAGGCAGACCAGCCCCUGGGCACUAUCAGCAUCCAGGACCUCAACAGUGUCCAGCUAAGGCGCACCAACAAACCACUCUCUAAGACCAUGUCCGCUCCCCUUUCCUCUCUUACAGGACCAGUUGAGGCACCAUUCCAAGUUGCAAAGCAAGACUUAAUAGAAGAACUAAAAAAAUCAAAAGAUAUUACAGGAAUCAAAAAGAUGAAAGUUGAAAAAGUGAAGAUGGAAGAACAACAUGAAAAAGAAAUGGUGACAGAAAUCACAAAGCAGCUAUCUGUUGACAGUUUUGUUGAAAAGAUCCCAGAUAAGGAUGCAACAGGCAAUCCGAUACCUCCAUGGAAGCGCCAGAUGCUUGCCAAGAAGGCAGCGGAAAAGGCCAGGAAGGAGAUGGAGGAGAUGUUGGCGCGACAGGCCGAGGAGAAGAGACUACAGGCUAUUCCUGCUUGGAAACGACAACUCAUGCAGGCCAAGAAACCAGAUGACAAGCCAACCACGAACUACAUCACUACUACCAGUGUGGAAGAGAAAAGAGUUGUUCCUGCCGUCCAGAUAGUGGAGAAUAGCCAAGCCAGAGAGAACAAAGAGAACAACCAGCCAGUGGCCGUGCACAAGGAAGUGGUGACACCGACCACAGAGGAUGAGACGGGCCAGAUCAUCCCUUGGCGAGCUCAGCUGAGGAAGACCAACAGUACCCUCAACCUGCUGGAGUGACAUCACGUCAUGUACUGACCACUGCUCAACCCUCCACACCGACACCCUUCUUCUGCAGUUAUUUAUGUAAUCAAACACGAUAGUCAAACGUAUCUAAGGACUUUUAUAGUCAGCUGUUGUAAAUAGCUUCCGGUGCAAUUUACAGCUAUCGAGUUUGUUCAGAUUCUAUCUACGUACUCGAAGAGCGCUACUUUAUCUGGAUGCUCUGAUGGUUGUCGAAUUGAUGUAUAUUAUGUAAAUAGCUGAAUAGAGGCUCUUAAUGGGUGCCCAUUUUCAGUAUAGUUGACUUCAUAAAUGACCUCAUAUCUUUGCAAAUCUGAUAGCUUUUGUAUGUUUUGUUUUCGUUUAACAAUGUAGUAACAGUAAGCUGCCACAAUGUCAAGGGAGCUGAAAGGAGUCUGAAUUAGAAACUAGAUGAUACAUUUUUAAAUUGUGGAAAUUUGUUAUUCAUUUAAGCCAAGGUUUGUUAAAGCCAUUACAGUAUGGUAUAUUGAUAAGAAUUUAGUUAAAAGUUUUUUUUACUUAAGUAAGUUAAGAAUCAUUCCAGUAAUCCAACAUUGCUUUCAUACAUAAUGUUGGUUCCAUUGAAAUGUUUGUUUUGAAAUGGGCAUCACACUAUAUUCAUUAUUUAUUUAUCGAUUAAACAAUGCACUUUCAUCAUAUUUGCUGCUUUGUAACCAUGCAACUAUUUUUUAAUAACUUGGGUUUCUAAACAAUUAUUAAAUUAUUUCAACUAUUUCAGAUUUUUGCAGCCUGAAUUUGAAGCAAAACUUAUUUUCAUGAAAUUAAAAAACAGCUAGUAGAAGAAAAUGAAUCAUUAAGGAAGCAACAUUUCCCUAAGUUUGCUUAAAAGCUUGAAUUCAAAAUUUAACAGUACGUUUUUAAACAACAAAGUGCAGCAUAGUAUUUUAUGCUGAAUAAUUUUUAAAGAGCUUUAUAAGUUUGCUGACUUUUCCAUCAUUUUUUGUUUUAAAACUGUGAUUUAUAUAGAAUGUGUACAACUUCUGUGAGAUAAACUUAGGAGUUAUUCAAGUACAAUACACUUUUAAAUGCAACACCUGAAUGGUGGCUUUGCCACAUAUAAUUGGACACGAAUUGUUAUUUACCCUAAGGAAAUAUAUUACUUUAGAUGCAGAGCAAUACUGAAACUAGACUAAUUAAACUGAUUUUGAUUAAUAAUA
Molecule: messenger RNA, 3912 nt
Organism: Homalodisca vitripennis (glassy-winged sharpshooter)
Lineage: Eukaryota; Metazoa; Arthropoda; Insecta; Hemiptera; Cicadellidae
Gene: f
Product: espin
Exons: 14
Coding region: 149-2731 (860 amino acids)
Biological process (GO): actin filament bundle assembly
Cellular component (GO): cytoplasm
Molecular function (GO): actin filament binding
Source: RefSeq, a predicted model, not a curated record